AUGGUGAUAUCCGAUAAUGAAGACAAUGAGGAGAUUUUCGGAGACUCGGAUGGGGAGUCCGAGGGCUCGGACCAGGAAGAGGAGCCAAAGGGCCCAGAGAACUCGCUUGCUGGGAAGAAUUUUGGUAGCGACCAUCAAGUGUUAGGGAACCCUCCCAAAGAUGUUUCUGGCCCGAGCUCGGGUGGUAGCACUUUCUUUACCUUCUCAGAUCCGAUCUGUGACUCCCUGGGCUGCUAUCCGCCGAAGGAGCUAGACGAGAUGGAAAGACUUCGUUCCCAGCUGCAACAGGAACAGGGACGAGCCCUAGGGAUGGAAAUUCAACUAUCCGAAGCUAAAGCUGAGAUUUUUAGCCUAGAUAGAGAUGCCGCCUCCGAAUAUCGUCGAGUGAAGAAGAAGUUAGAGAUUAAAUCAGGUCAGGUAGCCACACUUCAACAUGAAAUUCACAAUAAAUAUGAUAAGAUCGAUCGUCAGGCUUCAAAGAUUGAGGAGAUUCAGUCCGAGUUACUUCGAUAUCAAAGGUUUGAGUACGUGCCCGACGAGAUGGAUAAUCUUCGGGUCUAUUUAAUCCAGGAUCAAAGGGCCUCUUCCGAGAAAAGUUUGUUGGCCGAGUCUUUGGAGAGUCAGUGUGGAUCGUUGAGACUUCAGAUUAGGGACCUGCACUCGGAUCAUAGGCGGCUGUUGCAGGCAAAAGAUAGUGCCGAGAGAUCCACACAAGAGUUAGAAGGGAGACUUCAGAACUUUAAUCAGAUAUCCAAAGAGUUGGAAUGGGUUCAGGCUCAGUUGUCUGUUAAAGGUGCUGAUCAGUUUGUUAUGUUCGCAGUUGAGCAAGGGAAAGUUCGAUCCUUGGAGGAGGAGGUGACUCGAUUAAAGGCAAGCGAGGCUCAGCUGAUCGGGAAGGUUACCUUUGCUGAGACUGCUUCAGCACAAUUGACUCUCCAAGUUGCAGAGGAAAAAGGGAGAUUUGCUACCGAGUUGGCUGAGAAGGUCAAGGCGGGUAUAAAGGAGUUUCGUGAGAAGAAGCGAGAUGAUCUUGCUGCUAAGAAGGCAGGAUCUGAUUCGGCUCCUCCAAAGGAGUAA
Molecule: messenger RNA, 1077 nt
Organism: Papaver somniferum (opium poppy)
Lineage: Eukaryota; Viridiplantae; Streptophyta; Magnoliopsida; Ranunculales; Papaveraceae
Product: myosin-9-like
Exons: 4
Coding region: 1-1077 (358 amino acids)
Source: RefSeq, a predicted model, not a curated record